AAAGAAGGUUUAAAUCAGUCGACUAUUUGCUGCCGUAGCGGCGGCAGCAGUAGUAGUAGAAGCAGCAGCUAACGUAACAGCAUAGGUAGUCAUAUUAACAUCAGUAGCAGCAGCAGAAGAGUAGUAGCAAUAGUAAUAGGAAGAAAACAUUGGAAGAAAAAGUCAGGGUAAUAACAGUGUAGUGGUGGUGGUGGUGGUGAUGUAUAGUAGUAGUCGUAGUAGUAUAAUGUAGUGUGUGUAGUGACGGAGUGCUAUCCUAAUCGUUUGUUGAGCACAGUCGUGCAGUAGAGUGCAGUAGACUGCGAAACGGUGUGCGGGAAAGACUGCAUUCUCGCGCGUUUACCUUCCGACCUAGUUUUCGUGCCUGGCUUUUCCGAUUUUCGAUUAUCUCUCUCUCUCUCUCUAUCUUGAUUCCUUUCCUAUUUCUCUUUCCCUUCAUCUAUCCACCUAUCUAUCUAUCUUUGUCUCUCCAUUUGCAACGAGACUGAUUCCUCGCAAGUACGGCCGGCCUCGCAGACAGACAGUGUUCGUGCGGAUCGAUCGCACUACCAAACGAUGUCGUCUUCUCCUUGACAACGUUACCAACGUUCUUUCCGUGCUUUUAAUUAUUAUUAUUAUUAUUAUUAUUAUUAUUAUUAUUAAUUCUUGUUGCGCGUUACAGUCGUGUUGUUAAUGUUAUCGCGUGUCGUGUGCCAGUUGUUGUCCAAACGAUUUCUUAUUACCGAUCUCUUACUUUCAUUCUUUCUUUCUUCUUCCUCUCUCUCUCUCUUUAUUUGAUUUAAUCAAAGAGAUAGACUCUGAUUUAGAGAUAGAGAGAUAGGAAAGGGUUUCCAAUUAAGAGAUAAGUUUGUAACGCAAAAAAAAAAACAGAAAAAAAAGAAAAUGCAAGACGUUGCUGAUAACUCGUCGAAAUCCGUAUUGCUGAACACCUUCGUUGUUAAGAAGAAGAGAUGUCGCGUGUAUUUUCAUCGUGGCACCCUCAUCUGGGAAACGGAAAGACCGCCUUAUACAAGAUGGUCGCUUCCAAUGACGGAUGUUCUUGCCGUACGUUACGGAGAUGAUUGGAUUCAUGGUGUUAAUGUUAAAGAAAAAGAAACUUCGACUUCGCCCACUUCGCCAACAGUUUGUCCAACGAAUUUCAUAUUGCAUUAUGCCGUGGCAGGACCGAAAAAUAAAUGGAGUCAUCAUAGUGUUACCAUGAGCCAUACCGAUCCUCGUCAAGUUGCUUCUUGGGUCAAAACUAUUCGAAAUUAUCUUUUAAGUAUGACAUAUCGUCCACGUAAAGUGAUGUUAUUCGUGAACCCUAUAGGUGGUAAAAAGAAGGGCCUGAAAAUAUGGGAAAAAGAUGUGCAACCUUUGAUGACCAUUGCUGGUAUCGAAACGAAAAUGAUUAUUACAGAAAGAGCUGGACAUAUACGUGAAACUCUGCUUACGUCAGAUUUGAGUGACCUUCACGCAAUCGUUUGUAUUGGCGGUGACGGUACGUUUGCUGAAGUUUUCAAUGGUCUGGUCUUGAGAGCUGCCAAGGACCAACAAAUCGAUUCAGACGACCCAGAGGCAAGGCUGCCAGCCCCUACUCUACCUGUCGGUGUAAUACCUAGUGGAAGUACCGACACUGUGGCCUAUAGUUUGCAUGGUACGACCGAUGUGCAAACAGCAACUAUACAUAUCAUUUUUGGAGAUACCACUGGUUUGGACCUUUCCUCCGUCCAUAGCAAUCAUUCCUUAUUAAGGCUUUAUGCUAGUGUCCUCAGUUAUGGAUACCUCGGUGACGUCAUACGCGACAGCGAGAAAUUCCGAUGGAUGGGUCCUCAAAGAUACGAUUAUUCUGGUUUUAAAAAAAUUAUUGCAAAUAAAGGAUACGAAGGUGAAAUACAAUUACUUUCGGAUCCUUGUCAUCCGGCAGGUAGUACUAGGUGCAUGAAAAAUUGUUCUAGAUGUUUGCAACAUAUGCACAAUAGCGUUCCCGAUAAAGAAAUUUCAAGGUGGUUGACGGUCCAAGGUAAAUUUUUUAUGGUUAACGGUGCGAACGUGUCAUGUGCUUGUUCGAGAAGUCCAAUGGGUUUUAGCCCACAUUGUCACAUAGGUGAUGGUUGUGUCGAUGUUAUUUUAGUAAGACACACAUCCUUCCUAAACAAUAUUAGAAUGUUACUGAGACUUUCUAGCAAACAAAAAACUCUGUAUGAUCUACCCUUCGUCGAGGUUUACAGAGCAAGAGAAUUCACAUUCCGUGCCCUGCCAACGUUACGUUUGCAGACUGAAAAUAAUAUCCAAAGAUCACAGAAAAAUGCAGGCCUUAGCGUGUGGAACUGUGAUGGUGAAGUUAUAGAUAAUUCUAAUGUCAAAAUAAGGGUACACUGCCAGUUGGUGAAAGUUUACACGAGACGAGCUCAAGAUGCAAUUCAAGAUUCGUCCUCUUGUUUUUGUGCCCUGUGAACGUUUAGUUAUAUUUGUUAAUACAAAAAACAAACAAUAGGAAAAUAAAAAAAGAAAAAGAAAAAAAUCUAUCUUACGAAAGAUAGUAAGUAAGUAAGUAAGUAAGGUAUGUAGAGUCAAUUCGAUGGUUUGCAAAUGGCAUACGAGAUUACAAAGUUCCUUUCAAAGCUUGCCCUCGACAAAUGGUUUGUAUAUCAUCAAUGUUUAGAUCGUUUUUUCGACGACUAAUUGACCAUCGAAUACGUCCUUAAGAUCAAAUUUUAAAAAUAAUUAUGAGUACCGAAAAAGUAUUAUAUAAAUUGUCUUGCUUUUUAUGCUUCUCAAAAAUCGUAUUAAUUUCUCUGAUAAAAAUCAGAGAAACAAUUUAUGAUUUUAUAUUAAAUCAAACAAUUAUUAUUGAUCCAAAAUAAAAAAAAAAUGAAAUUUCUUGAUCAAAUCGUAAAUUCAAAUUAAUUACACAACACAUAAUACGUGGAAUAUAAAAUCAGUUUUGAGAAACAUUUUUUCGGCACUCAUACCUGUAUUAUUAGUCAGAACUGACAAGAAAACAAUUAAACACGAUUAUUUACGGAAUCCUUUCAACCUUUUUUUCUUUUUUUUUUUUUAAACAAAUGUAAGAGAAAGUAAGAAACAUAGUAGAGAAUUUGAGAAAAGAAGAUAAAAGAGAAUAGAAUUAUAAAUAUAUUUAUUUGAAUGAAUUUCUUCCCAAAUAGAGGAUUCUGUUCUGUUCAAAGGGUCUUCUUCAGAUAAUUAUGUUACAUUAGUAUUAUUAUUACCUUCCUCCAUUAUUUUUAUUAUUAUAUUUACUAUUAAUAUUACUAUUAAGAUCGUUAAUAUUAUAUUAUCAUAAGUAUAUUAUUACUGCUGAAUUAUACAUAGGCUGAUUUAUAAAUGAAUCGAACAUAGGACAAGUGAUGAUAAUAUAAUAGUCAUUGUAUAUAGUUAAAGAAACAGAAAAAGAAAAAAAAGAUAA
Molecule: messenger RNA, 3409 nt
Organism: Polistes canadensis
Lineage: Eukaryota; Metazoa; Arthropoda; Insecta; Hymenoptera; Vespidae
Gene: Cerk
Product: ceramide kinase
Exons: 9
Coding region: 883-2436 (517 amino acids)
Molecular function (GO): kinase activity
Source: RefSeq, a predicted model, not a curated record